This is a messenger RNA of Symbiodinium pilosum, 726 nucleotides long. NCBI's taxonomy places the organism in Eukaryota, Dinophyceae, Suessiales, Symbiodiniaceae. The record is from the annotation of a GenBank genome assembly.
AUGCUGUCCAGUCCAGCUUCCCAUGGAUGCGUCUUCAGCUAUGCUGGGCAGCAUUGGAGAAGCAAUCAACAUCCCACCCUCACUUUUUCGGAAGCGGGUGUGCGCAAGAAUGGUGAAGCAGUCACCUUUUCGGCAGAUGUUCAACCUCUGUGCUCCCAACAGUCGAGUGCGGCAGUAGAGCUGAAAGUCAGCUUUUUGGACAAGAAUGGGGUCCGGUCGACGACAGGACAAGCACCACUCGACAGGUGUGUCUGGACCUUCGGCGCAGAUAUGGGAAUGCGGAAGUUGACCACCGGACCUCUAUCCAACUAUGGAUAUGUGUUUAGAUGUGGCAACAGUGAGUGGAGAAGCAAUCGAAAUCCGAACUUGACCUUGGCUGAUGCUGGCGUGGCGGAGGGCGAUUCAGUGGACUUUCUCGGAGACUUUGAGCCACCUGCUUCUGCCGGCCCGAUACCGUUGGUGGAGGUGCAUGUCACCCUUGUCAGCAAAGACAAGAAGGAGACUUCGACUCACAAGACCACACUGGACAAAGGAGUUUGGAGAUUCGGUGAAGAGCAAGCCGCGGUCAGGAACCUGAUGACUAGCUCGCUGUCCCGUUUUGGAUACAUCUUCCACUUUGGAGAACAGGCGUGGAGAAAAGGUCAUCACCCCGACUUGACCUUGGCUGAUGCAGGAGUGAAAGAUGGCGACGUGGUUGAGUUUACAGGUGACUUCGAGGCGCUUUAG